AGUUUCACCUGCUUUGGUGUGACUCAGUGUGACAACAGGUGCAGUGAUUAGGCAACGACCAAACAACCCCUCCAAAACAGCAAAGACUGUGCAGAUGGUCGAUGCAGACUGUUGCUCUCUCCCUCCUGACUGAUUUUUCUCUGGUUUUGCUGCAGCUGGUUUAGGUUGCACAGGUAGUCCACCUUCUCCAGAAUGACACAUCCAAACCUGCCAUUGCAAGGUUUGCUGUGUCUCCCAGCGCAGUUUCCAGAGUGUGGAGGCGAUACCAGGAAAUGGGCCUGCUACUGCAAAGAGAGCUUGACAGGGAAGGAGAGGGCGUGUAAACCCAGCAGCAGGACCGGUAUUUGUUUGUGUGAAGAAGAGCGCUGCCAGAGUUCCAGAAAAUGACCUCAAACAGGUUACUCAGGCAUGUUUCUGAAAGAGACUCCAUGAGGGUGUCAUAUAGGAGAUGAUUGUUAAAGUCUUAAGCUCUGAGUUCAGAUCAGCAACUGGUAAUCCAGCACCAUGCCCUCGGGGAAGAAAGUCAAGCUCAUCCUGUAUGAGGUGCUGCAGUUUGCAGCACUGAUUGUACCCAUCUUUGUAAUCAUGGAGAGAUUUGCCAGCCUCAUAUACAACAUGAAAGGACGGGAUCAGACAGCAUACUGGCUCGUUGUGGCAGCUUCUAUCGCCUAUGUGACCUCUGUGACCUUGCUGGUGUGGGCUCCUGUCAGAUAUAUGACUAUUAAGCAGCGGGGAUUCAUCAGAGAGGUCAAGCAGUGGAGACCAACAGCAUUGGCAUAUCUCAUCCUGUGCACAUUACCGUGCUUUGCUAUCCUAAUAGCCAGCUCCAAGGUGCAGGUGGACAGAGGACAGAGACUGGACAGUUUCUCUGAGUUGCCAGUUUCCCUGGUGCUUUUCUUCCUCAUCUGGGUGGAUAUCAUUGAGAGGAUCCAACCCUGCAAACUCAUGGGAAAAUCAGACAGCUUAGACUCAGACUUUGACAUAUCAGGCCCCGUCCUCACCCACAUGGAACCAGUGACCACCGUAUCAAGCCAGAUGAAUCCUGAAGAAGGCCAGAACGGUGUGACCCAAGGCCAACCAGAGGCCAAAAAUGGCAGUGCCUCUAGCAGAUUCCACGAUGUUGCCAACUCACUACCAAGAACACGAUUCACCAGCACUGCCUACUUGUACUCCUCAACCUCACGCCCUCUGUCGUACUCGGGUCGCCCGAGCAUCCUGUGGAAAAGGGACGGAAGGUCAGAAAUAUUUGUGGAUAGUUUCCUUUUCUGGUUUGACACUGUGGAGAUGGUGAGAGUGGCAGGACUGCCCUCAGUGUUCUACUCAGGCUGGGUGUUCCCAGUCUACAUCCUCGCCUUCCUGUCUACUCUUCGUAUGAUCAUCACGCCUCACAACCCCUUGUUGUCUUCUGCUGGAUUUGCUCUGCAGGACUUCCCUUUCUUUGUUUUUCGGGUUGCUCUGAUUGCUGUGUUCGGCUUUGUAACACCUGUCUUAUACCCACUGAAAAAUGUCCUGGUAAGCCUAGCUUUUAUCUAUUUCACAUUUCUGACCAGGCUGAAGAUUUUUAGACAUCGCAGCCUGUUUUGAGGAGGAGUGGCACAUUCUGUUGUUGAUGAAAAAGCCAUUUGGACUGUGAGUAUUUCGACAGUUGGUGUUCAUGUGUGGAGAGCAGCACCAAAUCAACAAGAUGCUGGUGCUGAUGAUGGCGAGCAGCAUGUUUGAAUUUUACUGGCUUCUAAUGCAUUAAAAGGACAUUCAAACCAAAGUGCAAAAAUCAUUCCGAAUUUUGUUGAAAAAACAGGGGUACAGAUGGAAGUAUAAAGUAAGCCAACUCUUAUCUUGAUUAAAAUAUAUUUAUUGAUGCAAAUGUUUAUCUGCUUAGUUUUGUAUUUUAACUCUAAAUUUGUUUACAUUUCUUUUGAAUAAAACCUUGAAAAACAA
This is a messenger RNA of Oreochromis niloticus (Nile tilapia), 1938 nucleotides long. RefSeq names its product transmembrane protein 236 (gene tmem236). The transcript has 5 exons. The coding region runs from base 505 to 1584 and encodes 359 amino acids. The record is from RefSeq and is a predicted model, not a curated record. NCBI's taxonomy places the organism in Eukaryota, Metazoa, Chordata, Actinopteri, Cichliformes, Cichlidae.